AUGUGCUCGGUUGGGAGGCGCUGGGGCCGGCGGCAGCGAGUGCUGCUCUGGGGCGUCCUGCUGGCGGCCUGGGAGGCGGCGUGGGGGCAGCUGCGCUACUCGGUGCCCGAGGAGAUGCCCAAGGGCUCGUUCGUGGGCGACGUGGCCAAGGACCUGGGGCUGCAGAUGCCGGAGCUCCGAGACAGCGGCGUCCGCGUUGUCACCGAAGGUAGGACGCAGUAUUUCGUUCUGCACGGGAAGACGGGACAUUUAGUGACGGCCGAGAGGAUCGACAGAGAGCAGCUGUGUGAGAGUCUGGAGCAAUGCGUGCUGCGGUGUGAGGUGAUAGUGGAGGGGGAAAUGAAGUUUUAUGAAAUCGAAGUUGAAAUAAGGGAUAUUAACGACAACGCGCCAAACUUCAAGGAAAUAGAGCAGGAGGAGACGAUAAGCGAGAACACAGCCCCAGGUUCUCGGUUUCCACUUCCCAGGGCUCACGACCCCGACUCGGGACGGAAUUCCCUGCAGAGCUACGAGCUGAGCGGCGACGAGCACUUCUCGCUGGCCGUGCAGACGGGCCCCGGCGGGGAUCAGCGUCCCGAGCUGGUGCUGGCGAAGGCGCUGGACCGGGAGGAGGCGGCGUUCCACGAGCUGGUGCUGAGGGCGAGCGACGGCGGCGACCCGUUCCGGACGGGCACGGCGCGGAUCCGCGUGACGGUGCUGGACGCGAACGACAACGCGCCCGUGUUCAGCCAGGCGGAGUACACGGUGCGUGUGCCGGAGGACGUGCCCGUGGGCUCCACCCUCGUCACCGUCACGGCCACAGACGCAGACGAGGGUCUGAACGGGCACGUGAAAUAUUCAUUGAAAACAAAUGCAAAAAAAACCUCGGAGAUUUUCCAGCUGGACGCCGAGACUGGGGAGAUCACGCUUUUGCGAAGCCUGGACUUUGAGCAGAGAGACUCGUACGAACUGGAUGUGCAGGCACGGGACGGCGGCAGCCUGUCCGACAUGACGAAAGUUGCGAUCACCGUGACAGACGUUAAUGACAACGUGCCCGAGAUUUCGGUGCGGUCGGCGCUGACUGAGAUUUCUGAGGACGCCCCAUCGGGGACGGUGGUGGCCCUGCUACAGGUGCAAGACCGAGACUCAGGGGCCAACGGCGAGGUGCGCUGCUCCAUCGACGGGAGCGUCCCGUUCCGGCUGGAGAGCUCACAGGGCAGCUACUACCGCGUGGUGACGGCAAGAGAGCUGGACCGGGAGCAGGAGUGGGAGUACAACGUGACGGUGCGGGCGGCCGACGGCGGUCGUCCGUCGCUGCAGAGCAGCAGGGUGCUGUGUCUGCGGGUGCUGGACGUGAACGACAACGCGCCGGUGUUCUUGCAGGAGCGCUACAGCGCUCGGCUGCGGGAGAACAACGUGGCGGGCGCGCUGGUGCUGCGGGUGCGGGCGACGGACUCGGACUGGGGGGAGAACGCGCGCGUGCGGUACCGUCUGGGGGAGGGCGGUGUGCGGGGCUCGGCGCUGUCGUCGUACGUGUCGGUGCAGGAGGAGACGGGCGCGCUGUACGCGCUGCGCUCGUUCGAUUACGAGCAGGUGCGCGAGGUGGGGCUGUGGGUUUGGGCGGAGGACGGCGGCUCGCCGGCGCUGAGCAGCAACGUGUCGGUGCGGCUGGUGAUCGUGGACGAGAACGACAACGCGCCGCAGGUGCUGUACCCGCCGGCGGCGGCGGCGGCGGCGGCGUCGGGCUCGGGCUGGGCGGGCGUGGAGCUGGCGGCGCGGUCGAGCGAGGCCGGCGCGCUGGUGGCCAAGGUGGUGGCGGUGGACGCGGACGCGGGUCAGAACGCGUGGCUGUCGUACGAGCUGGCCAAGGCGACGGAGCCGGGGCUGUUCCGCGUGGGGCUGCACAGCGGCGAGGUGCGCACGGCGCGCUCGCCACUGGCCCGCGACGCGGCGCGCCAGAGCCUGGUGGUGCUGGUCAAGGACCACGGGCGGCCGGCGCUGUCGGCCACGGCCACGCUGAGCGUGGUGCUGGCCGACAGCGUGGCCGAGCUGCUGGCCGAGCUGGGCAGCGCGGCGCGGGCCGAGGCGGAGGCGGGGGCGGCCGAGGCGGGCGGCAGCCUGACGCGCUGGCUGGUGCUGGCCGUGGCCGCCGUGUCGUGCCUCUUCGUCGCCUUCCUGCUGCUGCUGCUGGCGCUGCGCCUGCGGCGCUGGCGGCGCUCGCAGCAGCAGCUGCUGGCGGCGGCCAGCGGCGCCUUGCGCGGCGUGCCGGCCACGCACUUCGUGGGCAUCGACGGCGUGCGCGCCUUCCUGCACUCCUACUCGCACGACGUGUCUCUCACGGACGACUCGCGCAAGAGCCACCUCCGCUUCUCGACCGACAGCUGCUGCCACACCCUGCCGGCCCGGCCGCCGCCCGACGAGCCCGCGCCGCUGCUCGGAGACCAGGAACCUGCUGGUGACCGCCCCGCGGACCCCGCCCCUCCCCCGGUGAGUUCCUCCAUUAAGCGAGUACUUUGGCGCUCGCUGCUACUAACAGAACAGAGACCCCAUGGGCGGUGCAGCCCCAGCAGGGCCCAAAGUUGGUCCCCGCUGGUGGCGGGCGUGAGGCGGCUGCAGUGUUGUGUCGGCGCCUCCGGGUGCCGCUGUUGGCCGCCGGCGAGCGUUGCUGGAGCCGCGGCGGCGGCCGGCGGUGCGUCCUGUCCCCGGCGGCUGCUGGCUCGUCCGGGCAGUGCGGGCCAGAGCGGCAGCGGCCCGGGCAGCAGAGGCGAGAGGCGGCGCGGCGCGGGCAGCAGAGGCGUCCGAGUUGGAGGCGGCGGCGGGCUGGGUGCGCUUUGUCGGGCGCUGCGGCGGCCGCGCGGAGCGGCUGCGAGGGAGGCAGGGCAGCGGCAGGAGCCUGGCGAGCUUGGCGAGCGAGCGCCGUGGGCAAUGUCGGGCGGGCGGAGGGCGAGCGGCGGGCCGGGCGGCGGGCGAGCGCUGGUGCUGGGCGCUGUGCUGCUGGGCCUGUGCUGGCGGGCGGCGGCGGAGCGGCUCCGCUACUCCAUGGCCGAGGAGCUGCCCAGAGGCUCGCUGGUGGGGCCGCUGGCCCGGGACCUGGGGCUCAGCGCCCACGAGCUGCCGGCGCGCAAGCUGCGCCUCAGCGCGGACAAGCAAUACUUCACGGUGAGCGAGGGGAACGGGAACCUGUACGUGAGCGAGAGGCUGGACCGGGAGGAGCUGUGCGGCGAGUCGUUGUCCUGCUCGGUCAGCUUCGAGGCGCUGGUGCACAACCCGCUCAACGUCUUCCGUGUCGAGGUGGCCAUUGAGGACGUGAAUGACAACUCCCCGGUCUUCAGCAAGGAUGCCCUGGACCUCGAGAUCGGAGAAUGGACGGUUCCAGGUGCUCGUUUUCCUCUGGAGAUGGCCCGAGAUGCGGACGUGGGAAGUAAUUCCCUGAUUACUUAUCAACUCAGCAGCAACCCGUCCUUCUCUCUGGCCGUGGAGCAAAUUCCGGGUGGAAAAACGCAGCCGGAAUUAGUGCUGGAGAGAGCGCUGGACCGGGAGAAGCAGAGCUCCUUUGAACUUAUACUGACGGCAGUAGAUGGCGGAGACCCAGCGAGGUCCGGGACUGUCCAGAUCCGGGUCAACGUCACAGACGCCAACGACAACCCGCCCGUGUUCAGCAAAAGAGUGUACGAGGCGCGAGUGGCAGAGAAUCUGCCGGCGGGGUCGCUGGUGCUGCAGGUGCGGGCCACGGAUGCAGACGCGGGCUCCAAUGGGCGGGCCUCCUACUCCUUUGGCAACAUCCCGGCCGGGAUCCGCGAGUCGUUCUCUAUCGACAAAGAGAGUGGUGAGAUCAGGACCGAGAGGCCCCUCGAUUUCGAGGAGGCGACUAAAUACAGGUUCGGUCUGGAAGCCAGGGACGGGGGCGGACUCAUUGGUCACUGUGAAGUGCAGAUAGACGUCAUAGACGAGAACGACAAUGCGCCCGAGAUCACCAUUCUGUCACUGUCGAGCCCCGUGCCCGAGGACGCACCGGUCGGCACCGUGGUGGCCCUACUCAAAGUUCGGGACAGAGACUCCGGCGAGAACGGUGAGGUGUCGUGUGAGCUGUCGGGAGAGGCGCCGCUGUCGCUCGUGGCGUCGUCGGGCGGCUCGUCGAAGGUGGUGACGGCGAGCGCGCUGGACCGCGAGCAGGCGUGCGAGCACCGCGUGACGGUGGUGGCCCGGGACCGGGGCAGCCCGUCGCUGUGGAGCAGCAGGGAGCUGGUGCUGGAGGUGUCGGACGUGAACGACAACGCGCCGGUGUUCGAGGAGGCGUCGUACAGCGCGUACGUGCGGGAGAACAACUUGGUGGGCGCGCUGGUGUUGCGCGUUGUCGCUCGGGACUCGGACGCGGGCGCGAACGGGCGCGUGAGCUACUGGCUGUCGGGCGGCAGCGCGGGCGCGGCGGGCGCGGCGCCGCUGGUGUCGGUGGAGGCGCGGAGCGGCGCGGUGUACGCGCAGCGCUCGUUGGACUACGAGCAGUGCCGCGAGUUCGCGGUGGCCGUGCGGGCGCAGGACGGCGGGUCGCCGGCGCGCAGCUCGACGGCCACGGUGCGCGUCUUCGUGCUCGACCAGAACGACAACGCGCCGCGGGUGCUCUACCCGCCGCCGGCAUCGGGAGCGGCGUCGCCGGGCUCGGCGGGUUCGGCCUUCGAGGUGGUGCCGCGUUCGGCGUCGGCCGGCUACCUGGUGGGCAAGGUGGUGGCGGUGGACGCGGACGCGGGGCGCAACGCGUGGCUGUCGUACGAGCUGGUGCAGGCGUCGGAGCCGGCGCUGUUCCGCGUGGGGCUGCAGAGCGGCGAGGUGCGCACGGCGCGGGCCGUGUCGGAGAGGGACGCGGCCAAGCAGCGCCUGGUGGCCGUGGUGAAGGACCACGGCGAGCCGGCGCUGUCGGCCACGGCCACGCUGCACGUGGUGCUGGCCGAGAGCUUGCAGGAGGCGCUGCCGGAGCUGAGCGAGCGGGCGGCGGGCGCCGAGGCGGCGGGCGAGCUGCAGUUCUGGCUGGUGCUGGCGCUGGCGCUGCUGUCGGCGCUCUUGGUGCUGAGCGUGGCGCUGUUGGUGCUGGCGCGGCUGCGGCGGGCCGGGCCGCCCGCCGUGCUGCGCUGCCUGGGCGCGCAGCGCUUGUCGCUGGCCGGCGCCGCCUUCCCGGCCGACUUCUGCGAGGGCACCUUGCCCUACUCCUACAACCUGUGCGUGGCGGCUCCGCCCCGCGCCGCCGCCGAGGCCGCUUGGCCGCCGCCGCCGCUGCCCAUCGUGCCCGCGGAGGAGCUUGUGGCCGGGGAGCCCCGCGAGAAACCGAGUCCGAGCAGCAGCGCCGUCGUGGAACAGCCACCCACCGACCUCCAUGCACCGCAGAACUGCCUGUUCUACGUAGGCGUACAAUGCGAUCUAAAGAAGAAAAUCACAUGGCGCUGGGCGGGCAGCGCUCGGUUAGUGCAGCGCCGGGAGGAGGCUGCGGGCGCCGCUGUUGACCGAGAGGAGCGAGAGGAAGGUGGGAGCACUGCAGCCCCGCCCGCUGCGGCCCGGCUCGAUCGCUGGAUCGCUGGAUUCCUGGAUCGGCGGCCGGGCGUUCUGCGAUCUUCCCUGCGCCGCGGAGCCGUGUUGCGCAGAGGCAUUGGGGCAGCGAGAGCGGCCAGGAGCGGCGAGUCGUAG
Chiroxiphia lanceolata (lance-tailed manakin) is the source of this 5652-nucleotide messenger RNA. RefSeq lists its product as uncharacterized. The coding region runs from base 1 to 5652 and encodes 1883 amino acids. The record is from RefSeq and is a predicted model, not a curated record. Gene Ontology annotation, molecular function: calcium ion binding. Lineage: Eukaryota; Metazoa; Chordata; Aves; Passeriformes; Pipridae. Gene Ontology annotation, biological process: homophilic cell-cell adhesion. The transcript has 4 exons. Gene Ontology annotation, cellular component: plasma membrane.